Bolinopsis microptera is the source of this 2235-nucleotide messenger RNA. RefSeq lists its product as uncharacterized. The record is from RefSeq and is a predicted model, not a curated record. The coding region runs from base 1 to 2235 and encodes 744 amino acids. Lineage: Eukaryota; Metazoa; Ctenophora; Tentaculata; Lobata; Bolinopsidae. The transcript has 4 exons.
AUGGUCCGUUCGAGUAAUGUCAGCGGUGGAGACGGUGGUGACGCCAACUCCAACAUAUUUAACCCGAAGAAGAAAUCAUUUGUAUCAACAACCAUUGCAUUAAUGAUCAGCUUCGCCACAUUUAACAUCCGUGGGCUCGGUGUUCAGCAAGAUGAUAGCCUACAUAGUAAACGUGAGUUACUAGGAUUAGACUGUGAAAAGUACAAUGUCGACAUCUGCGCUCUGCAGGAAACUAAAGUCACCGAAUCAGACAGCUUUGUUUUGCGCAACGGUUUUAACUUGUUUCUGUUCGAGCAGUUGGACAGUCGCCAUGGAGGCUUGGGUUUUAUAAUCAGUCCUCGCAUGAUGAACUAUGUGGUUUGCUGGAAGUACAUCAGUGACCGGGGUUUUGGUAGAUAUAUGGGGAAAUACGGAAUGGGAGUAAGGAACGAAAAUGGUUCUAGAUUACUGGAUUUUAUCUCAGAACAUAAUCUGUUUGCUGUGAACACUAGUUUUAUACAACCUAGCAGACGUGCUACAUCAUUUACUGAUCAUAGACUUGUCAUUGCUCGCAUCAAUUUCAGCAACAUUCAUCUUUGUUUCAAACCUAAACAACGUCGUGUUCCUUCUUAUAAUAUAUCAGAACUUGUAAGCAACAAAGAUAUGCAACAUAAAUAUCACUUGGCCCUUGAAGGCAAGUUCUCAAAUUUUGUGACCAGCAACGAUCCAAAUGCCGACCUUCAAAAUCUUAUGUCUCAUAUUCGUGAUGCUGCCAAUGUUUCCAUCGGCCCAAAACCUAAAGCUCGCUUGAAACAUCACAGCAGUGAUGACACUCUCAAAGAGCUUGUUGAAAAGCGUCACGAUCUCCGACAGCUACUUAACAAUAAUCAAUCUCUUGAUCGAACUACAUUGAGGUCAUCCAUCAACCACCUCACUAAUAGUAUCCAGAAAAGAUUAGUUGAAGUGAGGUCUGCUCAAGCUGAUCAGACCUAUAGUGAUAUUACUAACACAAACGAUUCAAGGAAAAUGUUUGAAGCAGUAAGACAUCUUCAGAAAAGUAAACCACCUAAUAACUCGAUUGGUGUUCAUGAUGAAAAUGGCUGUUUGAUUGCAUCUGACGACAUGAAAGCUUCUGUUGUUAGAGACUAUCUCGAAAAACAGCUGACUCGCAAUGAGCAACCUCUCGAGCCUUUUGAGGGUCUACCACGUGCUCUCAAUGUCCCUUUUACUGGAGUUGAAAUACAUGCAGCCACCUCUAGCUUGAAAAAUGGGAGGGCAAAUGGUCCCGAUGGAAUACCCAACGAGCUAAUUAAGUACUCUAAUAGUACAGUCCAUGAACAUUAUGCUGGAAUCAUCAACAGUUGUUUCGAGACACAUACUUUCCCCAUUUCCAUUGGAGAGGCUACUAUAACACCCUUACAGAAGCCAAAAAAACCUAUUGGUCCACUGAAGAAUUUACGUCCACUCACCUUGUCCAAUGCAGCCAGAAAAAUUCUGUCUAUGGCUACUCUUAAAAGGAUAGAAGAAAAAGUGAACGCUUUCACUGGUCCAUGGCAGUGUGCAUAUAAACGCGCUCGUUCUUGUGCUGAUAUUGUUUGGUGUCAGCGAGUUCUACUGUCAGUUGUCCAAAGGAAGAAAUGGGAGUAUCAUCGCAUGGGCAUUGAUAUGUCUAGUGCGUUUGACACGAUCAAACGCACUACGAUUCUUGAACUCCUGAAACUGUGUGGCUGUACUGAGGAUGAGCUGAGGAUUGUCCGGUUGUUGUUGUCCAACACAAAGCUACGGGUGAAGGUAAAUGGAGUUCUUUCAGCUGAGUUUUUAAGUCUCCUUGGAGCUUUCCAAGGUGACUGUCUAUCCGGCUGUCUGUUCACCCUUGUCUUGGCUGGUGCUUUGAAUGAACUUAGAUGGACUAUAACAAUCAGUUUAGAUAGGCCGAUCCCCCCGAUUACUAUUGCUGGCCUUCCACUUGACACUGAAUACGCUGAUGAUGUUGACUUCAAUGAUGAAGAGGAAGACAACUUGAGAGCUAUUUUGCCCCAGGCAACAGCUAUACUCGAGAAAUGGAACCUCUUUGUCAAUGAAGACAAAACGGACUUCACUCAUGUUUAUUUAGCUAGUACGGGUGAAGUCGACAGUGAUGGAAAAUUAGUGUCGGGGAAUGAAGCAUGGAGGAAAAGUAUCACUCUAGGAACACCAGAGCUAGUGAGUAGUGGGUCCGAGGCUGAUACUCGUGGUCAGCACCCCCGGGGUCGGUAA